GUUGUCCCAGAGAACGCCCUAUUUUCUCGUGAGCAAUUGCAACAUGGCGGACAACAGUCGGGAACCUCCUCCCCUUUUUGAAGACGAGAAUGGAGACAAGAAGGAUAAAGAAGUAGAGGAUACUCCUCAGGAGAAAACUGAAGAUGUGGCUUUAGAAGAUGAUGACGAUCUUUUUGCUGGUGGUGGCACCGAGGUUUCCCUGGAUGACUCGCCAGUCGCAGAUGAGCCAGCCAAGCUGGAUGCGGAACCAACAUCCCCCCUGACCAUGGAGACUGAGAAACCUGAUCCUGUUCCGACGGUGAAGGAGCCAGAGGGAGCUGGAGGAGGAGCUGGAGAGCCAGUGGAGACACAGAAGAAGAGUGAAAUGGAUGAGAUGGAAUUGGCAGAGGAGGACAGUGGAGAUAAGUUUGAUAUUGAAAUCACCAUUACUGAACCACAGAAAAUGGGUGAUGGUAUGAGCUCAUACAUGGCCUACAAGGUUACAACAAAGACCAGUGAUCCAUCUUUCAAGAAAUCAGAAAUAGGAGUAAUGAGACGAUUUAGUGAUUUCUUAGGACUACAUCAGAAGCUUGUUGAGAAGCACACAAGUAAGGGCCGCAUUGUUCCGCCAGCUCCAGAGAAGAGUGUAGUGGGUAUGACCAAAGUGAAGAUGGCGAAGACCCAAGAGCAGACCACAUCCAUGGAGUUCAUAGGAAAGAGGAGAGCAGCCCUGGAACGAUUCCUCAACAGAACAGCUGCUCAUCCCAUCCUCUACACCGACAGUGACUUCAGAGAAUUCCUGGAGAAAGAUGAUCUCCCGAAAGCAACAAACACAUCUGCACUGAGUGGAGCUGGUGUCCUGAGAGCAUUCACCAAGGUAGUGGACAGUGCAUCCAAGGUGGUCUCCAGGAUGAAUGAAUCAGACCAAUGGUUUGAAGAGAAACAGCAUAUGAUAGACAGCCUGGAUUCCCAGCUCAAGAAACUCCACACUAGUGUCGAGAGCAUGGUCACAAGUAGAAAAGAAUUGGCCAACACCACCUCGACUUUCGCCAAGAGUUCUGCCAUGUUGGGAAACUCUGAGGAGCACACCGCCCUCUCUAGAGCCAUUUCACAGCUAGCAGAAACAGAGGAGAAGAUCGAGGCUCUUCACAGCAGUCAAGCCGCCACAGACUUCUAUGUACUCUCAGAGCUCCUCAAGGAUUACAUUGGCCUCCUAGCCGCCGUAAGGGAAGCGUUCCGUGAGAGAGAGAAGUGCUUCCUGACUUGGCAGAAUGCCCAAACUACCCUGGCCAAGAAGAGGGAUACCGAGGCCAAGCUCAAGAUCAGCGGGAAGCCAGAGAAACUCCAGCAGGUCCAGGAUGAGAUUAAAGAUUGGACCGCAAAGGAAGUGAAAGGACAAGAAGACUUUGAACUCAUCUCAAAAACUCUUCGAAGAGAAAUUGGUAGAUUUGAGUCCAAUCGAGUGCGUGAUUUCCGUACCGUUGUGAUCAAGUACCUUGAAUCUUUGAUGAAUCAUCAGCAGCAGCUCAUCCAGUAUUGGGAAGCUUUCCUUCCAGAAGCCACCGCCAUCGCAUGAUCGAUCGUACCAGGCAAAGCCUUCCAUCUAGAUAGCACCAAUCAGAUUCAUAGAAACACAUUGAUAUAAAACAGGGGCUUGUAACACAAAGCUUAUCAAUUGAUCGCAAAGUAUAUUUUUGUGCAUGAUCGCACACACUACUCAAUGUAAUCAACCGUAAAAAUCAACCCUUGCAUCAAACGCUAGCCUUGGUGUUGCAGGGCCCAGAUGUCACAAGAUUAACCAUUAAUAAUGAUGUGUUCUGUGUCACAUAACCAUUAGGCUUUAAAGUUAGUUCUUAAGCUACUUUGAUGAUUGAUUGCAUGUAUCAUUAUGUGCAAUAAAUCAGUCAAAUCCCUUUAUACUAUCAAUUAUUGAACUUUGUGCUCAUGGGGCUCUGGUAAAAAAAUUAAUGUAUAAUGCUAUAAAAUUAUAGCAAGAAUUGUGAGAGCCUAUUUGAUUGAUUAUAUGAAGAAAAUAAUUAACAUAGCAUAUAUGGAUCAUAAGAUGGCAUUUGCAAAACUUAGCUUGGUUUAUUUUUAGGAUUGGGUAAUAUUCUUUAUGACUUUCAUAUAUACGCUGAGGUGAAUGUGUUGGAGGUCAGGCACACAAACCACACACUUAUGUACAGCGAAAGCAACAAGGGGAAAGUAUUGACUAAUGCAUUUCUAAAGACCAUCACAUUAUUCUUAAGUGUAGCCUUAAAAAAAAAAAAUUUCUGUAAAAGCAUUCAUGUUGAAAUACAGAAUAUUAAGCCAUGUGACUUGUAGUUUACUGGUAUACAUUGUUGAUGUGAGACAUGGUUUAUUAUAUCACACACAUGCACACGCGCUCACGUACAUACAUGUAUGUAUGUAGAUAUUUAAAAACUACAUGGAUAUUCACAGAUGGGAAAAUACAAAUUCUACCUUUCACAUUUCAAAAUUUUUCUAGUGCAUAUAGUUACGUUUCACAAAGGCAAAGGGAAUGUUGCAUGAAGCUUCCUAUCGAUUGCAACUCAAAGUAUGUUCCAAAAUCAAUCUCACAUACAUCAAUAAUUGAAAGUUUGCUAGUGUUUGCUGGUCUUCUUUGUCCGACAGAAACUGAACUGAUUAUUGAUUUUGAUUAGUUUCUUGUAUCACUUUGAGGUUGACUGAACAUAUCAGUUUCUUUUCUUUUGCUAACUUCAUUAUUGGAGAAAAAAAAUAGAGAGAUCAGGAUAAUUAUUGAUGGUACAAUUACCGGUACCCAUUUCUUUGAUUAAUUAUGUGGUCAUAUUUUUGUACCUCAGUCAUUUUGCAGGUGCUCUCCACAUAUUUAAUUGUACAUUCAAGUACAGGUAGCCUUAUAUAUAAAGAAAAUUUAUAUUGAAAAGCAAACAUUUUCCUUUUAUACUUGUACGUGUUUAUGUUGAAUGAAAUAAAAUUGAGCCAUGUGACUGAUAUAGGAUUGAAUAUACAUGUAGAAGGGAAGAAUGUGUAAUAUAUUAUGAUAGAUAAUGUUGAAUCAAAAUUUGCAUUCCCAAUCAUUGGUUUGUAUUAUUUCUUUGUUCUGUCAUGCAAGUGCUAAAUUGUGGGCGUACAUGUAUACUGAGUGGUUUUGUCUCUUUUUUUUGGGGGGGGGGUGGGGCUAUAUACUGUUUUGUUGUUUUGUUAGUCUCUUGUACUUUCUCAGUUGACAUAAUCUGCAAUUCUACUUAUUAAAGUGGCCGCAAACACACUUGCUUUUGGAGCAAAGAUGUUACAAAAAUGCUAUCUCGUGCACUUCUUUUAAUGGGUGUAUUUCCAAUGCGAAGAAUCUGCAACUUUCGUUUAUGUGAUUGUAAGUGUUUUUCCCUGUAGCAUGAUGAAAAUCUAUCACAAGUAGUUAAUCUUUCUUGCCGGUGUUAAAGCCAAGUUGGCUCUAAAUUUUAAAUCUUAGAUGAUUGCUUCACAUAUGUAUAAUAUUUAGGCUCUUCAAAAUCUAAGGUGCCACCUGAUCAGUUUGAUAUUAUCCCUGCAAGUUUGUUCAUCUCGGUACUCAUUAUUUUAAAUGUUUGAAUGUCCAUAUGGAGUCUCAUUGCACAUUUUCACAAAGCAGUGUUUUGUGAACAUUACCUUUUUAUUACACUAGCAAUGUCUUACAUUGAUGUUGAGGUAAACAUGUGUUUAUUAUACUCUCUCAAAAAUAUGAGGGGUGCAACAAACAUUUUUAUCAUGGGGGGUCCACUUAUUAUUGUAAAUUAUGAAGUUAGUAAUCAUUUGACCUUUGCUUUGUGUUUGUAUUUUUUCCCCUUGAAUAGAAUCAUAUAAUACAUUCCUCAAGAAUCAUAAAACCAUGAAACUCUUUUAACGCUGGUCAAUGGUUGCGUUCCAGAGAUGUAGUCGAGGCCGCCUGGUGCAAGCCACAUGUUAAAAGUCUAUGAGAGAAGGUUCUUUCUAGCAGCCUUGUGACUCAGGAAAUACCAGCCUUUACUGCAUCCCAGGUUGAUUAAGAAUUCAAUUCAAAUCAUGCAGCAUUCUCUUUCAUUAGGUUUGGGCCAAGGUUUAUUGUUCUCUUAGCACUAGGUGUAUUUUGUUGCUAUCUUUGAUGUAAUAUACAACCUUUGGACAACUUAAAAUUGUAAUAAUGAUCAAAACAUCUGAUGAUAAAGGAAAUUUAGAAUAUAUCUUUCUGAAUGACUAUUGUGACAUAUAUAUAUUCUUUUAUUUCCAUAUAUAUGAUAUACCUAUAUGUACAUGACUUGUAUUUCAAUAGUGUAGUUGGCUACGAUUAUUCUUUUUUUUACGUUUUCCAUAUGUUUUAUCAUUAGAUAUUCCACACCAUAAAAUGUUUGGUUGGAGAUUAAAAAAGAUGUAUUGGUUGAAAAG
Messenger RNA from Lytechinus variegatus (green sea urchin), 4362 nucleotides. RefSeq names its product sorting nexin-2-like. Gene Ontology annotation, cellular component: endosome membrane; endosome. Lineage: Eukaryota; Metazoa; Echinodermata; Echinoidea; Temnopleuroida; Toxopneustidae. Gene Ontology annotation, molecular function: phosphatidylinositol binding. The record is from RefSeq and is a predicted model, not a curated record. The transcript is spliced from 14 exons. Gene Ontology annotation, biological process: early endosome to Golgi transport. Bases 44 to 1555 code for a protein of 503 amino acids.